This is a messenger RNA of Pelobates fuscus (common spadefoot toad), 3541 nucleotides long. RefSeq names its product UTP25 small subunit processome component (gene UTP25). The transcript is spliced from 12 exons. Bases 108 to 2420 code for a protein of 770 amino acids. Gene Ontology annotation, cellular component: small-subunit processome; nucleolus. Gene Ontology annotation, molecular function: rRNA binding; U3 snoRNA binding. Gene Ontology annotation, biological process: maturation of SSU-rRNA from tricistronic rRNA transcript (SSU-rRNA, 5.8S rRNA, LSU-rRNA). NCBI's taxonomy places the organism in Eukaryota, Metazoa, Chordata, Amphibia, Anura, Pelobatidae. The record is from RefSeq and is a predicted model, not a curated record.
CCACCUAGUAACCCGGAAGAGGCUACGCUGAGUGUAGUACCCACGUGGGUAAGAGAGCAAAGCGGUCUAAAGCGAUCAGAGAAACCGAGCUUUCUUAGGGCACCGAGAUGGGGAAGAAAAGAAAGCAGAAGCUGGCGGAUGAUAUCAGCGCCCUGACCAAGAAGCAGAAAAAACACUUGAAAGAGUUUGGGGAGCAGCACCCUUUCUAUGACGAAGUUUCAAAAAAAGUAGAAAAGACUCAGUUUGUUGAACUGCCUGAGCACUCGGAGGAUGAGUCUAGUUCAAUUAGUGAGUCAGAAAGUGAACCGGAAACUGUGAAUAUGUAUCAUAAGCUACUUGCAACAUUAAAAAGUGUAUCUGAUGAGGAGGCUGAUGACGACGACGAUGAGGAGGAGGAUGAAGAAGAAGAAGAAGGAGGAAGAAUUGAAGAAGAUGUAGAAGGAAAUGAUGGAGCAGAGUCUGAAGAGGAAAAUCAAAAUAGUGAAGUAGAAAGUGAUGGUGAAGAUGAAUUUGUGGAAGACGAUAAUGCAGAAGAAAAUGACCAAGGCACGGAAAGUUUAGAAAAAGGGGAUGAAAAGGCAACGGAUCCUGGGGAUCCAGCCCAAGAAGGAGAGGAAUUCACAGAUGUAAAGAAUGAAUUAAAAUUCAGUUUAGAAGGAAAUUACAUAGAAGAUGAAGAUCACAAAAACGAGUCUGUAUUUCCCCCCAAGACUGCCUCAGAAGAUCCAUUUAUAAAGCAUGUUUACAGAGAAAUGGAGGAAGAUGAAGUUGAGCAGAUAACAAGCAAUAAAACAAGUGUGUCAUUGAAGUGGCCAGUGCUGGGUCAAUUGAACUUUUCAUCUAAAUUUGAGAAGGCUCAGCCUCCGAAGUCUGAGAAAGAAACAGAUUUGAAAAAACUCCAUCUCCAAAAGCCCCUGGAUAUCACAUGGCCUGAAGUGAACAGCACAUUUAAUCUGUCCCAGGGCGAUCAGAACUUUACCUCUCUACAGAAAGAGCUUUUCACCAUCAUGAAUUCCUACAAGGACUUGUUUUAUCCCUCCAGGACAGCCACAGUCCAAGGGGAGGAGAUCCGACAUGUGUACUGUUUGCAUGCACUGAACCAUGCGCUUAAAGCCAAUGCACAGGUUCUGAACAACAAUAGCAGACUGAGGGAUGGCAAUACCCAUGUGGAUGACGACGACUUUCGAGACCAAGGUCUCACCAGACCCAAGGUUCUUAUCGUAGUGCCGUUCAGAGAAUCCGCAUUACGCGUGGUCCAGAUCCUGAUCAGUCUCAUGGAAGUUGUUGGUAGAAAGGUGGAUGUGAGUAACAAGAAGAGAUUCAAAGACGAAUUUGGCUCUGCCCCUGAAGACCGACCUCCAAACCUGAAGAGACCAGAAGAUUAUGAGGCAGUGUUUGCCGGAAACAUUGAUGACCACUUUAGGAUAGGUGUUGCCAUAUUACAGAAGAGCAUGCGACUAUACUCCCCUUUCUAUUCCUCUGACAUCAUCAUUGCCUCUCCUCUGGGCCUGCGUACUGUCAUUGGCUCAGAGGGCGAGAAGAAAAGAGACUUUGAUUUUCUGUCUUCCAUAGAGGUUCUUGUUAUUGAUCAGGUCGAUAUUUAUCUGAUGCAGAACUGGGAGCACAUGCUGCACUUGAUGAAUCACCUUAAUCUCCAACCAACCGAGUCUCAUGGCGUUGAUUUCUCCCGCGUUCGCAUGUGGAACCUCAACAACUGGGCAAAAUACUAUCGGCAGACACUCCUGUUCAGCGCACUGCAGGAGCCGCAGAUAAACUCCAUAUUUAACAAGCAUUGCUUCAAUUACAGUGGUCAGGUAGCUGUAAGAAAUAUGCCAGUGAUCGGUUCCAUUUCUCAGGUUGUGGUACAGCUUCCACACGUCUUCCAGAGGCUUGAGGCAAACAGUUUACUUUCUGUGAUCGAUGCCAGGUUUCAGUUCUUCACUGACAAAAUCCUGCCUCAGUAUCGGGAUGCUAUUAUGUCACACACUCUCAUCUAUAUCCCUUCGUACUUCGACUAUGUUCGUCUCCGAAAUUAUUUCAAGAAGGAGGAGCUGAGUUUCAUGCAUAUCUGUGAAUACACCGACAGAUCUGGAAUCUCCAGAUCUCGCCAGUUCUUUAUGAGAGGAGAGAAACGGUUCCUUCUGGUCACCGAAAGAUUUCACUUUUAUAAGAGAUAUACACUGAAGGGUAUCCGGAACCUUAUCUUUUAUGAACUGCCUACUUAUCCACACUUCUACAGCGAGGUGUGUAACAUGAUGAAAUCAUGGAAGCAAGGGGAGGAGGCUACCUUGACCUGCACGGUUCUGUACUCCAAGUAUGAUGCUCAGAGACUGGCUGCGGUGGUUGGCGCAGAGAGGACUGCACAAAUGUUGCAGUCUAAGAAGAAUGUACAUCUUUUUGUUACUGGAGAAAGUAAUUAAACCAAACCCGAAAAGAAAGGACUUUGAAUCCACUUUUUGUGAUGUUCUACAAACAUAUUUGUAUAGACGUGUAUAGUAGCUUAUGUGGAACUAAUAGUUUAAUAGGAAGCUACCUGGACAUAGUAGACACAACCUCAUUUUCAGUAUCUAAAAUCUUCCAACAGUAUGGACUCUGCUGUUCAGUGAAAUUAACGUUUCAAUCAUUUAAGAAGAAACGACGUUUAGUAUAUGACUAUAGAUGCAUAUUGUUAUUUACAAUUGGCUGUACAAUGGAGAUCGGAGACACAUUUCCCAUUUUGGUAUACCUUUACAGUUUAAAGGUAAUGGUGAAAAUAUAAUUCUAAGUAAAGAUAAGUUCUUUCAACUGGUAUAUAGACUUAUCAUUCCCAUUGUAUUGCUAUUUGGGAUAACUGUGACCCAUUGUGUUAGUAUAUGCAGUAACUACACCUCAUUGUGCUAGUAUAUUGAGUAACAAUUCUCAUUGUUUAGGUAUAUGGGGUAACAAUGUCCCAUUCUGUUAGUAUCUGGAGUAACUAUACCCCAUGUUGUUCGUCUAUGGAGUAAUUAUGUCCAAUUUUGCUCCAUGGGGCAACUAUUCCCUCUUCAUUCCAGUUUGACUGUUUCACGUUCUGCUACUAUGUAGCCAGACAUCUGUCCUUGCAACUGGUAUAUGGACUUUAAAUUCAUCAUAGAAUAUGGAGUAGAAAUUCACCGGUGGAAGAGCCAGAGCUGGCAGUUAUUUCGCCAACUGGAACACGUGGUGCUGAAUAACUGGUGCUUUGUCACACAAGAUGAAGCAGACUAUAUUGGUUAGUGCGAUAAAUUACCAUUGUACUGUAUAAGGACAUAAUUCUUGCUCUAGCUGGUUUUGUACGAACAUAUUGGCCUGAUGUUGUGGAAUAAAGUUAGUAUGACCGCUUAGUCAUUUUUAUUCGAGAACCUUCUUCUAUUGUAGUCCAUAUUUAUUUAGUUAAAGGGAUCCUCUGGACCCCUAAAGCAUGUCAGCUUGCUAAACAUCUUUAAGUGUGAAGAGUGUGUCCUCUUUUUUUUCAUUUUACAAAUAGUGCAGCUUUUAAUAGAAAUUGGUACUUAUGUAAAUUAAUCUUGUUACAUCCCCUGAC